UUGUAGCUGAUGAGCUUCCUCUUUCCAAUCAUCACUGGCUUCUUGUAUACAAGCUAUAACCACCAUUAGCAUUACCAGGACCUGGAGAAAAUGGAGGUGACAGCGCUGAGUGUUGGCAAGUCCGUGCUGAAUGGAGCGCUUGGCUACGCCAAAUCCACCAUCGCGGAGGAGGUAGCUUUGCAGCUUGGUGUUCAGCGUGAUCAGGUUUUCAUCAGGGACGAGCUUGAGAUGAUGCAGUCUUUCCUGAUGGCUACACAUGAGGAGAAAGAUGAGCACAUGGUGAUUACGACCUGGGUGAAGCAAGUCCGUGAUGUGGCCUACGACGUCGAGGACUGUCUCCAAGAUUUUGCUGUGCGUCUGGAGAAACAAUCCUGGUGGCGCAUCCCUCGUACGUUGCUGGACCGCCAUCGCGUGGCCAAGCAGAUGAAGGAUCUUAGAGCCAAGGUCGAGGACGUCAGCCAAAGGAACUUGCGCUAUGGCAUCAUCAAGAGCUCCAAGGUGAAGACAGCUGCAGACAAGUUCAGCAUGGCUGGUACAGCCACAAUGUUUGGCAUCGAGGAAGCAAGGAGAGAACAGGAUAAAGCAAAGGUGGAUCUCGUUCAACUCAUCAGCAGGAAGAACGAGGACCUUAGAGUGAUUGCAGUCUGGGGAACAAGUGACGUGCUAAGGGAGACGUCCAUCGUCAAAAGGGCGUUCGACGAUCCCAAGAUGUGUAACAAGUUUCAAUGCCGCGCAUGGGUUAAGUUGAUGCAUCCUUUCGAUCCAAUAGAGUUCCUGCAAGGCAUUAUAAGGCAAUUCUAUAUAUAUUCUCUUCGGGGCGCUGGGGAAAUACGAGUAACCAUGGGGGCAGAAGUUCUCCAGAAGAUGAGGAAGAUGAAGGCAGAUGAUUUGGCUCAGGAGUUCAAGGGACAUUUGAAUGACAAGAGUUACCUGAUUGUGCUAACUGAUUUAUCCACCAUUGAGGAGUGGAAUCAGAUUGUAGCAUGCUUCCCUAAUAACAGGGAAGGGAGCCGAAUCAUAGUGUGCACAGAGCAUGUUGAGGUCGCAAGCUUAUUGUGUUUUGGGAAAGAAGGCGGGGUACCAGAGCACAUGCAGCUGUCUGUUGACCACUCUCUCUAUGCUUUCUGCGAGAAGGGUUCUGAAUAUGGAAUCAAUUUAACAGAGCCAGGGUCUAGCUCAAAUGCAGCUGCUACCAGCAUUAACAACUCUGUAGACAGAAAGAAUCUCACUCGUAUUGAGUCGAUGGUAGCAUCUUUUAAAGAAUCUCAGCUCAUAGGGCGAGAGAAUGAAAAGGCUGAUAUUAUCAAACUAAUUUCAAAUGAAGACAGCCAGAAACUUGAGGUGAUCUCUGUAUAUGGAAUGGGUGGUCUUGGUAAAACCACACUAGCCAAAGAUGUUUACCAAAGUCAAGAGCUCAGUGGUAUGUUUCAAAAGCGUGCUUGCCUGACAAUCACACGUCCUUUCGAUCCAGAGGAGAUCCUAAGGAGCUUAGCAAUGCAGCUGGAUGCAGAAAAUCUCGGAAAUACUUGGACUGGACAGUCUCUUGCUGGCCUUUUUGAAGGAAACAAAUACUUGAUUGUUCUUGAUGAUCUAUCAUCCACCCAUGAAUGGGACACUAUAAUGCAACAUUUCCCUACCACAGAAACAGCAAGCCGGAUCAUAGUCACUACAAGGGUAGAGAAAAUUGCUAAGCAUUGUUCGAAGAAUCUCGAAAACUUAUACAAGCUCAAAGCUCUAGGAUACAAGGGCUCAUGUGACCUGUUCACAGAAAAGGUAUUUGGGAAGAUUACAGAUUUGGAUGAUCAGUAUCCUGAAUUAGUUGAAGAAGCAAAACUAAUACUAAGGAAGUGCAAUGGACUUCCCCUUGCAAUAGUUACCAUUGGUGGCUUCUUGGCAAAGCAACCAAAAAGUCCCAUGGAGUGGAGAAAAUUGAAUGAACACAUUAGUGCUGAGUUGGAGAUGAAUCCAGAGAUUGGUAUGAUUAGAACUGUGCUCCUCAAAAGCUAUGAUGGUCUACCUUAUCACCUAAAAUCUUGUUUUCUGUAUCUGUCCAUCUUUCCUGAAGACCAUAGUAUAAGCAGGAAACGUUUGGUGCGCCGGUGGACUGCCGAGGGUUACUCUAGCGAAGUGCGUGGAAAGUCUGCUGAGGAAAUAGCUGACAGCUACUUCAUGGAACUCAUAGACAGGAGCAUGAUCCUGCCAUUCAAAGCAUCAUUUGGUAGUACAAAAGGAAUUGACUCUUGCCAAGUCCAUGAUCUAAUCCGUGAAAUCAGCAUCUCAAAAUCAAUGGAGGAAAAUUUAGUGUUUAGACUGGAGGACUGCUCUGUCAUAAAUACCCAGGGCACGAUGCGCCACCUUGUUAUAAGCAGCAACUGGGAGGGAGAUCAGAGUGAAUUUGAGAACACAGUGGAUUUGUCCCGUGUACGAUCAUUGACAGUGUUUGGGAAGUGGAGAUCAUUUUUCAUUUCAGAUAAGAUGAGGUCGUUGCGGGUGCUAGAUUUGGAAGGCUCAUCAGGUCUAGCUGAUCAUCAUCUUGGACAAAUUGGGAAGUUUCUUCACCUAAAAUACCUUUCUCUCAGAGGAUCUAAUGAUGUUUCUUAUCUACCUGACUCAUUCGGUGACCUUAGGCAACUUGAGACACUAGACAUCAGAGACACAAAUAUUAUGAUGCUGCCAAAAACCAUCACCAAGCUCCGGAAGCUACGACACCUUCAUGCUGGCAGAAAAUUAACAUAUGUGCAUGAGCCAGAGUAUAUUGAGAAGUGUCUAAACCUUCAUGCUUGCUGUGCUGCACUCCCCAGCUUCAUGUUGGGCCUAAACGGAGCUAGUGUGAUCCCAAGAGGAACCAGGAAACUAAAAGCCCUACAAACAUUGCGAGUUGUGCACCUUGCAUGGGGAAAUGCUGUUCUACAGGAGAUAAAAAAGCUCACCCAGUUGCGCAAGUUAGGCGUAGUUGGCAUCAACAAGGAAAAUGGUCCAGAGUUUUGUACAACCAUUUCCAACCUCAAAAGGCUAGAGUCACUGUCGGUGCAGUCAGAUGGGGAGCAAGGCUUGCAUGAAUGUUUGGAUGGCAUACACUUUCCUCCCAAAAACCUCCAAAGCCUUAAACUAAAUGGUGUCCUGGUCAAAUUACCGAAAUGGAUUGGGAGCCUUCAUAACCUUGUGAAGUUGAAGCUACGCGGCACCAAGCUAUUGGAUCUCAAUGCUGCUAUACAGGUCCUCGGGAAUCUGCCAAACCUGGCCAUCCUACGUCUGUGGUGGAAUUCAUUUCAGGGUGGAGAACUGCAUUUCCAGAGUGGGGCUUUCAGAAACCUCAUGGUGCUCGAGUUCUGGGAAUUGUGGGGCACUGAGCUGGUGAACUUUGAUGAUGGAGCAACCCCCAAACUGGAGCUUCUGCGCAUCAGGUAUUACAGCGGGAUAAGUGUAACUGAUUUUUUCGGGCUAGAAUUUCUGCCAAGCAUUAAGGAAGUACGGCUCAAUAUUUACUUCAUACCGAAUAUGAGGAACCCAUACAUGGAUGCAAUUUUGAUUGGAGUAGAUCACGAAGCAAAAUUCAAGGAGGACUUGCGGGUCCAGCUUGCUAGGAAUCCAAACCAACCUAUUUUGAAGUUUGAAUAAGCUUGGAAGUUGGGACUACAUUUGCAACCCUAUCAGGGUUCUUUUGGGACAUAAAAAAUGGAUGAAGAGGCUGUACAGGAAUUUGCGAUAUCGCUGCACAUGAUGCAUGUCAUUGGAACGUUCCUAGAAGAUAUACAAUGUGUGGAUAAUAAAUUAGCUCGAAGACUGGAAGAGUAUGUUAACCCUCUCCUUUUCCCCAUGACUCGAAUGAAGCACCCUAAUGUACAGAAGUUUUUGUGUAAUCUACCAGUUGAUGGGUACUUCUGAAGGUGGUUGCAUGACAAUGAAUGAUAGAGGUGGGGUUUCCCAAAUCAGCAUCUGGAUUCUUGCCAAAUGUAAGGAUUUGGUUUCGACAAACUAGUCUUCUGGUAGUGGGGUUUGUGUGAAGAUUUAAGACGCUGCAAUAGGCCAAUACCACUUCAAGUGGAAUUCUUUUUGUGGCAAUUUCGAAGGACUGAAUCCCGCUAAACAUUUACCCAAGAACUAUACAACCGAUUGAAUUGUGUUUGGAUGCAGAAACUGCUCAUCAUAUUUUACGUGCUGAUGUAUCCUGGCUUGGUCUUUUGCUGAUGUCAGAUGCCCCCUGCCCUGUCUUCUCGAGAUCCCAAAUAUUACAUCAUCUAGAUCCUACGAUAAUAUCAACUAAAUAAUCAGACGGCAACUUCUUAA
Molecule: messenger RNA, 4287 nt
Organism: Panicum hallii
Lineage: Eukaryota; Viridiplantae; Streptophyta; Magnoliopsida; Poales; Poaceae
Product: disease resistance protein RPP13-like
Exons: 4
Coding region: 91-3618 (1175 amino acids)
Biological process (GO): defense response to other organism
Molecular function (GO): ADP binding
Source: RefSeq, a predicted model, not a curated record